CGAUUUGACAUUCGAUUUGAGAAAAACUCGCUAUAUGCUCGACUCAUUUUUAUCCGAGCCGGCUUGUCAUCAAGUUCGUCUUGUUGUAAAUGAAUCGAGCUCGAGCCAUGACAUCAUUGACAUGUUCAGCUUGAUAGACUUUCUAGCACACUCGAAAUCCUUUAAGUAUUUGUUGUUGAUGUUUUGUGAGCUGAGUUCAAACUCGAAGUUGAGAUACAAACUACAUUUUAUCAGCGGACCCCAAAAUUUGAUCAUUAAUCUCAUUUGGUGACCCGUGCUCAAGCUUGUUUUGUAACGGGACAAGAUCAAGCUUGUCUAUCAAAGCUAGUGUCAAACUCGAGUCGAGUUCGAACUCAAAAUUAUUUUAAGGGUAGAUUGCAAGAUUGGUCACUGGAAGUGCUAGAAUAUUCAUGUAUGGUCAUUAAAAGAGUUUUAUUCCAUUUGUGGUCACUAAAAGUGCUUAACAUUUCACGAUUGUCACUCUCCGUUAGUUUCCGUCAGCCUCCGUUAACACCGUCAGUUUUGUUGCUGACGUGGCUAACACAAAGUCUAGUCACCAAAUUUUGAUUAAAAAAAUUAAAAAUUGAUCCGCCACGUCACUAAAAUAUAACACAUCAUAUAACCCAACCCUUACGAUUCUUAUCGUCAUGCAGAUCGAUUUGGAUAACUCUUCCACCGCUUCAGGGGAAGUUAGCGACUCUUCCACCCGCGGAAAUAACCUUUUUCUCUAACAUAUUCAUAUUUAUUUUGUUGAGCCCUAACCAUGACAUCAUUAACAACCUUCACCUUGCGAGUUGCCUUCACAUUAGGGAUGGCAAUGGGUCGGGUCGGGGACGGAUAGUGCAAAUCCGUUACCCUACCCAAAGUAGUUCGAGUUUUACCCAUACUCAUACCCACAAGUGAAACAUGUAGAAAAUUAAAACCAUGCCCAUACCCGUUCGGGUUUCGGGUAUCCGCGGUUAUCCAUGUGUAAAGAUUUUUCUUCAUAACUAUAACCAAUAUGUUAACAUUCACACGUAUUCUCACAUUACGUAAGAAGAAAAGUACGACAAUAAUUCACUAGAAUGAAGAAAAUUAAUUAAAACAACACAAUUUCAUGAAAAUAUUAUAUUUAUAUGCUAAAUAUAAAUAUUUUGGAGAAAAAAUGAUUAUUUCUAGACAGAAUACAUAUGCACGUGUAUAAUCGGGAGAGUUCGGGUUGGAUAGUGAGAAACCCAUGCCCACCCAUUACCCGCAAUAUUCGGGUUCGGAUUUUACCCAUACCCACUAAAUGUCCUUCGGGUUCGGGUUCUACCCUACCCGAUUAGGCCGGAUUCGGGCGGAUAUCCACGGUUACGGAUAUUUUUGCCAUCCAUUUCACAUACUCUAAUGGGCUCAGCUUUCAAAAUUUAUGGGCUUGUGGAAUUUUUGCAGGCGUCUAUUGUAUUAUCAUUAAGAAACGGGUUUAGGAAAUGGAAGCCCAAACGUCAGACCCAGGCCCAGUUACCUGGAUUGUAGUUCCUUCUUUCUGGUUAAUCACCUCGACUCGAUGUUUCCCGAGUCUUCUGACUAGCGAGUCUCGAGCGCAAGAGGCAUUUUCCCAAAGGAGAAGAAGAAGAGGAAGAGGAAGGCAAAAGAUGGUGAAGGUUUCGACCUACUUCUUGAUGUCAUUGGGUGCGUUCGCCUUUUGGCAAUCGAUGGAUAAGCUUCACGUCUGGAUCGCUCUUCACCAGGAUGAGAAGGUAAUCGAUCACCCACCCAAAAGCAUUUCUGCAACAUUUAUCAUCUUCAUCAUCGGAUUCUGGUUUAUCUGAGUGCUUGAUUUGUCCUGACUUAUGCCUCACUUUUAGCGCCUUCCGUUUCUCUAAUCGAAACGGGCAUGAAUUUUCAUUUGAGUUUCACCAUCUUCGCUUGGGGCCAGUGAAUGUAGGAUCUGUAGAUAACCUAAGAUAGAGCAGUUUUGAGCGAGGCCCGGAACUGGACCCUUGCAGUGUAGAGGAUGUUUGAGUUUCACAAGUUUGGGUACCUGGAAAUUCAAUGUGGGAGGCAAAUGUAGAGUAAAACAAACAUGAGAUCUUUUGGGCUUGGUUUACAAUGCUAGGGUUGGUUGGUCCUGCAUUGCAUUUCUGUUUCCUUGCUUAUAGUUGAACCCAGUGCAAUUUAAUUGCUAUAUAGUGUGUUUGGGUUUAACUUUAAUUACCGUCAAGCGUGCAAGCUGUUGCUGAAACCCUUGAGUUGAUUUGAGUUGGAAGCACUACAUCCCAAUGUCUAUUUUCUAACAAUAUGAUCGCUUGAUUCAGUGCAAAUAAAUGGAUGUUAUAGUUAUAGUUAUAGUCAGAGAAUCCUGGUGAUUCAAUUUGGAUUGAGAAAAUGCUGCUUUUUUUUUUUUAAACUGUGAAAAGGCUGCUGGUUGAUGGUUGAGCUGGUCCUAUGCGUUGCUGCUAGUUUUGCUUGAAUCAGAUUCGAAGUUUGAGGCAUCAUCUACAUUCAGGAGUCGUUCCAAAGUCUCGUUUGACGAAAUAGAUUUCCGUCAUGUCGGUGCAAAUUAAACUGACGGUAUGGGACUUUCACGUUCAGCGAACAGGGUUAUUAGAUUCGGAUUGAGAAAGCUGUUGGUAGAUGGUUGAAUUUGAAUCAUGCAUCUUUUUUUCCGCUACUAUACUCUUGCUUGUUUAUGGCAGAACCGCAAAAGAAGAUGAAGCUGCCUAAUGUAUGCUUGUACUUCGUUGACAAGGAUGAGCUGGGUUCUUGAAAUGUUUCAUUUGUCAUUUUACCUCUUGGUUCAGCUGAAAUGACAGAGGGUUUUGGAUGCUCUAGAUACGUGUUAAGGGAGCAUGCUGAGGAACCAAUUGUUUUGGAAUAUGGUGCUUCUGCACCACGCUUAGCAAUUUCCAUGAGCACAAGAGGGGCCUCGUGCUGUGUGCACUCUGCAUCUCUAAGCUUUGUAAGAAAGCGGUUUUAAAAUGGGAAUUUAUGCUACAAAGCCUUAACGGAACAUGCAGGAAGAACCAAGUGUUUUUUAAUAUGGUUCUUCUGCAUCAAUCUUAGAAAUUCCCAUGAGCACAAGAUGGGUUUCAUGUUGUGUUUUCCAUGUUUUCUGGGUUUGAAACUGUAUUUGAACCUCACCCUCAUCGUGCACAUUCGAAGUUUUUUUUUUUCUUUCCAUAUAUGAACCUCAAAACUUUUGCAUUCUUUCUCAGCAGAAGAUUUCUCAGUAACUUGGGUCUCUCUUGGAUUGUUUCAGCAAGAACGGCUUGAAAAGGAAAUGGAGAUCAAGAGGGUUAGAGCAGAGCUGCUUCAGCAAGCCAAGGACAAGGACACUCUUGCUUGAGUCACUUGUCCAGCCAGCUCCUAAUCGCCUAGCUCUCGUAUCCUCCGAGGUACCGAUACCAUGGAAGUAAUGUCCCGUAGUGUUCAGUGAAAAAUAAUUGGGUCGCCAAAUUUAUCUGCGCGGUUUUUAGACAUUCAGCAAACUUUGUGAAUUUGAUGGAUGCUGUAUCAAGAAAAUAUUGAGUAACAACCGAGGAUAUGAUGUACUAAGCAAUCUUUUACCUUAUUGUAGUCUUUACGUCGAUGUAGUGCGCGAGUGUCGGUGGUGGAUACCCUGAUAAUAAUACGAAAUGUUCGUU
Linum trigynum is the source of this 3608-nucleotide messenger RNA. Lineage: Eukaryota; Viridiplantae; Streptophyta; Magnoliopsida; Malpighiales; Linaceae. The record is from the annotation of a GenBank genome assembly.